CAUGGCGGUUUCAGCGAUAUGCAGAUGGGAAUACAGAGGUGAAGGACAUCGAAGCAUCGUGGUUGCAGACGUGAACAAUAGACGAGUGUAUCGAAUGAUCAAGAGACCGUGCCGUCCUGUAAAUCACACAUUAACUCAUGAAGAGCGAAUGCAGGUACAGUCAAGAGAGUUACAUCAGCUACAGCUCAUUGCAGACUAUGUAUCCAAUGUCAUGUCACCUAUAAUACCAGCAGCAUUUGUUGUUUCACCAGUUUUAGUAGACAUAGCUGGCAGUCACAUGGCAGAGGUGGCUAAGAGCGUGGAAGCAAUGAGACCUGCACAUCGUAAGAACAAGGAAGUGGAUCCCGCCUCCCGCUCGGCACUGGCUCUUCCUGACCUAUGCUUUGUACCUAAUGCAUUGCCUCUGAAGGCACAGCCCCCCACCGUCAGCAUAGAAAUAAAGCCCAAGCGAGGGUUUAUACCUACCUCACCAUAUAUAGCAAAAGAGAAUCAGAUAAAGUUAGAAGUUUGUAAAUACUGCCUGCACACCAGUUUAAAGCUGAAACGUGGUGUUUGGACACAGACAAGUAAAUAUUGUCCCAUAGAUCUCUUCUCAGGAAAUGUCCAUCGGAUGAAACAUGCUCUCUACUGUUUGUUAGAAACUCCACGAAACAAUUUUAGAAUAUGUAAGAAUGGUCAAGAAAUAUUUGGAGAUUUCGCCUUUGAAGACUUAUCAGAACACUUACACGACUUCUUGUCGGGAUUGAGUUUUGUAGAUCGUAAUGGAGUCCGACAAGAAAGUAGGUGCAUCAGUGUGUUCCUGGACUUGGUUGUACAGGCUUUGCUGUGGUGCCCGCCAAGUGAAAGGGAGAAGAAAAGUUACUAUAGAAUAUCAGAAGACCCCCAGCCGGUACAGCAUUGUGCCAACUCUAUAUAUCGACAGGGGUCUGCUCUCAACACUGGUGAAACAACUGGGCUCCCCUCAGGCUGUAUAUUGGAUACCAUUUUACGCAUCCAACAUCUUGAUGACUUAGACAUUGAAGGCAUUAUUUUAUUAUAUAAACGUCUUAAACAACAUUUUAAAGACAAUCAAGACUGCAGCAGCAGUACAUGGCAGCUGGAUGGCCCCUACCGCAAGGAUAGCUGGAAGAUUAAGAAAGCUAGUUGUUCACCAAUGUCUAGUGUAGAGCUUAUGGUGCAAAAGAUAAAAGAAUUCCUGGUGUCAAUGACGGUCCAAGACUGUUCCAUAAUGAUAUCAUUACAGCCUAUUGAUGCAAGUGAAUGUGACUCUUGGUACGUGGCAAACAACCCUGAUCAGACCUUGGUGGACUUGGAUGGACAGCUGUACAAGUUCUCUGUGGGCACCAUAGACUUAGACCCCAAACCUUUUGAUAAAAUCCCAAAGUACUUUCAGCAGGACCUAGAUAUAAUGGAGGCUUAUAGGAAAGCCCUCAUGAUGGAAAGAGAGCAGCAGUCUGAGCAGAGCUGAUUGCGUUCAGCAAACGUCCCCAAGUUCUUGGUUCUCAACACUGACAACGAUCAAGAAGGGAAUGGCCGUUAUUGUGAAAACAAGAAUUAAAAUGUUUUGAUCCAAGGGCUUCCAUUGAAACCUAUAAUCCCCUACAGAGAGCUUAAUGAGUGUUUCCUGGAAGCAAAUUUCAAGAUUGUUGGUGAAACUGUUACUCUGGCAGAUAUUUAUAACUCGCAUACUGAUCUCGCCACAAGUCAUUUGUUGGUCUGCAUGUAGAUAAAACUAUGCCAAAUGAAUUAGAAUAGAAAACACACAAGGAAAAUGAAAAAGGAAAAAUCUGUGGCAGAUUUGAAUCUAAACAUAAACUGAAAAAAAAAAGAUAUCUUUUGCAUUGAGAUGGUUUCAGCUAAAUGUUCAAGACAACAAGUACAGUCAGCUGAGUGUAUAAAUCAAAUUACUGGAUUGUGUAAUAUGUUAUUGUUUACAUGUCAAGUUGAAUCUGUGAUCUUUAUUUUGAUUGGAGACUUUUAUACUUACUUAUAAAGUUGUUUGCAUGGCUGAACCUUAAGGCUGAUGUGUCCAACUCCAUAUUGGCUGGCCAGCAAUGCUCUGAAUUCUUUGCAGUGAACAUAAAACAUGCUGCAGUUUGCUGGUAGCCUGAUGCAACAUACGACACUGUGAUUAUGAGAUAGGGGAUGAACUUGGAACUGACACCAUAUUAAAAUACUUGCUAGUGUGUAGUGGUAUGUAUGGGGGGAGGAAAGUCAACAUAUGCUGUGAAUGUGUCUAUCUGGGUCAGUUAAGUGACCUAAUAUUGAAAUGUGUGUUGAUACUAACCAUGAUACCUAGUAUGAGUGAUCAGGGUACAUAUGCCCUCUUCAUUCACACACUAGAUCGAUCUAUAGGCAGUUAGAUUUUAGCCCAAGCUAGAUAGUCAUCUACAAUGUAACUUUCAUAGAUGUCAAGUCUUCAGACUGGAUUUAAAAAUCGCAGUAAAAAUUGAUUCUAGUAUGGGUUGAAAUACAACUUGUUUCCUGGCAUAAGCCAUGGCAUAUCAU
This is a messenger RNA of Liolophura sinensis, 2508 nucleotides long. Its product is annotated as inositol-pentakisphosphate 2-kinase-like. Gene Ontology annotation, molecular function: inositol-1,3,4,5,6-pentakisphosphate 2-kinase activity; ATP binding. The record is from RefSeq and is a predicted model, not a curated record. Bases 2 to 1468 code for a protein of 488 amino acids. Gene Ontology annotation, biological process: inositol phosphate biosynthetic process. Lineage: Eukaryota; Metazoa; Mollusca; Polyplacophora; Chitonida; Chitonidae. Gene Ontology annotation, cellular component: nucleus. The transcript has 14 exons.